CAACUGUGUUUUCAAAGAUUGACUUGAGGUCGGGGUACCAUCAAUCGAAGAUUAAGGAAGAUGACAUACCAAAGAGUGCUUUCCGCAGAAGGUAUGGACAUUUUGAGUUCCUUGUUAUGUCGUUUGGGUUAACAAACGCCCCAACAGCAUUCAUGGACUUGAUGAACCGAGUAUUCCAUAAAUCCUUGGAUCGAUUCGUGAUUGUGUUCAUAGAUGACAUUUUGAUUUACUCAAAGAGUAAGAAAGAGCAUGAAGAGCACUUGAUACUCGUUCUUGAGACACUACGGGAGAAGCAACUUUAUGCCAAAUUUUCUAAAUGUGAAUUUUGGCUAAAGGAAAUUGCCUUUCUCGGGCAUGUGGUUUCAGGAUCGGGAAUUGCUGUUGAUAAUAAGAAGAUAGGGGC
This is a messenger RNA of Cuscuta epithymum, 403 nucleotides long. The record is from the annotation of a GenBank genome assembly. NCBI's taxonomy places the organism in Eukaryota, Viridiplantae, Streptophyta, Magnoliopsida, Solanales, Convolvulaceae.